AGAGGAGACCUCACGUGACCAGGCUUUAAAGAAAGUUUGGGGGAAGGGUCCCAGAAAUAAACGAAGGGAGGAAGGAAAGAAAGGCGCCGUGUGGGAGCCUCAGGAGAGGGUCUGGGAGGCGGGAGGCUGAGCUGUCCCCCUCCCUCCUCGCUCCCUCCCUCCGGACCCACCCCGGGAGGAGCAGCUGUCGGAAUCCAGCUGCAAUUUUUCAAACCAAUUAAGGAGAAGUGCCUCGGUCCCAGGAGGGAGGGCUGUCGGCCUCUCCUGAGUCAGCAGGCACAGACCAGGACCUUUGGGGACGCGAUCUGAGGGCUGUAAUUGAUCCCCUUUAAGGAAGAAAUCAAAAGUAGCAGCAGCUACUCUUCAGACUUUAAACUACUGAAGGGGCUUUCAACAGAGGUUUUCCACGGAGCGCGCGGCUUCCUGGCUGCCUUAACUGUCUGUACGCCGGCAGGUUUCCCUCUUCAUUCCCAUUGUCUCCUGCACAGGCCUCCUGUCCUGCAUUCAGCAAUGAACCUCCUCGAACUUGCAUUCGGUGUGACAUUGCCAUCCAAAACAAAGAGGCCCAAGUGCCUGCGGGCCGAGAAAACUCACAAAGACUUUGUGCGGGGUCUGAAACCGCCAAUCGUCAGUUACAAUUGAGUGGAAACAAAGCCGUGGAAUAAGGCAGAGACCGAGAGCCAACCCCCUCUUCGGUUAUUCUGUAACCCUUGUAGGCCAAAUCGCUCGAUGUCCCCCAGUUUGUUUGGCAUUGUGUGGAUGUUUCUUCAGAAGAAAAGCCCGACGUACCUGAUUUACCUCCGAGACUGAGAUCAGAACAGGAAGAUCCGGGCUUCUGACCCCGCCCUUGGGGAAGAAGAGACAGGGGUCUUGCUGUGUUACCCAGGCUGGUCUCAAACUCCUGACCUCAAGCAAUCCUCCCACCUCGGCCUCCUGGAGUGCUGGGAUUGCAGCACCUGGGUUCUGCGCAGAUUACAUCCCAGAAACCAGGAAUUGAUCUAGCAAGAAAGUUGGAGGUGACCAGAGGAGCAGGGAGGAGGAAAACUGCUCAAAGUUUUUUAGUUAAGAAGAAUGAGUGAUCGUUGCUUGGCUACUCCACAGAUGCAUGGCAGAGCAGCUUCUUCUGGAUCCCUCGCCCUCUUGUAAGCUGGGAGCUCUGGUGAGUGCUUCUCAAAUCUACCAUCUCUUCCUGAGUCAAAGAGGAGAGGAACUGCUGACAUCCUGUGAGCCAGAGCACCUGAAGCAAAUCCAUUUCCAGCUUGAAUAGCGUAGGAUGCUCCAGGAAGAUGUAUCACCAACAUUCUGCUGUUUUUGAACUGGGCCUUUCCAUGUGAUGUUUUCCUUUUAUAACGGUGGCAGGAAGCGGUCCCUCUGAAGGGCCUGACCGAGGCAGUGAAUUUACAGCUUCAGACAUCCACCAAAGAGCGGCUGCGUGGGCUCCUAAGAAGUGUUAACUGUUCAGAAACCCGGCGCCGCCAUCCCCACUCCACCGCCGCCAGGGGCGCACAGCAGCAGGUAUGCGGCCGGAGGGAAGGGGCGGGGCGGGAGGAAGGGGCGGGGCGUCCCCGCCAGCAGAGGCCGGAAGGACCAGGAACCCAGGAGAGCAUGGCCACUCUGCGCCGGCUUCGGGAGGCGCCGCGGCACUUGCUGGUUUGCGAGAAAUCCAACUUCGGCAACCACAAGUCGCGCCACCGGCAUCUUGUGCAGACGCACUACUAUAACUACAGGGUUUCAUUUCUCAUUCCUGAAUGUGGGAUACUAUCGGAAGAACUGAAAAACCUGGUCAUGCACACUGGACCCUAUUACUUUGUGAAGAAUUUACCUCUUCAUGAAUUAAUUACACCCGAAUUCAUCAGUACCUUUAUAAAGAAAGGUUCGUGCUAUGCACUGACAUACAAUACAAAUAUUGAUGAAGAUAAUACUGCUGCCCUGCUACCAAAUGGAAAAUUAAUUUUGUCACUGGAUAAAGACACUUACGAAGAAACUGGACUUCAGGGUCGUCCAUCUCAGUUUUCUGGCAGAAAAAUUAUGAAAUUUAUUGUUUCCAUUGAUUUGAUGGAAUUAUCCUUAAACUUGGAUUCUAAGAAGUAUGAAAGAAUAUCUUGGUCCUUCAAAGAAAAGAAGCCAUUGAAAUUUGAUUUUCUUUUGGCUUGGCAUAAUACAGGUUCAGAAGAAUCAACAAUGAUGUCAUAUUUUUCCAAGUACCAAAUUCAGGAGCAUCAGCCAAAAGUAGCACUGAGCACGUUGAGAGAUCUCCAGUGCCCAGUGCUGCAGAGCAGAGAGCUGGAGGGAACGCCAGAGGUGUCCUGCCGGGCUCUGGAGCUGUUCGACUGGCUGGGCGCCGUCUUCAGUAACGUCGACCUAAAUAAUGAUCCUAAUAAUUUCAUAUCAACCUAUUGCUGUCCUGAGCCAAGCACACUGGUGGCAAAAGCUUAUUUGUGUACAAUCACUGGCUUCAUACUUCCAGAGAAGAUCUGUCUCCUAUUGGAACAUCUCUGUCACUACUUUGAUGAACCGAAGUUAGCUCCGUGGGUUACAUUGUCCGUUCAAGGCUUUGCAGACAGCCCUGUUUCUUGGGAAAAAAAUGAACAUGGUUUUCGAAAAGGAGGAGAACAUUUAUAUAACUUUGUGAUUUUUAAUAAUCAGGACUAUUGGCUUCAGAUGGCUGUUGGGGCAAACGAUUACUGUCCACCAUAAAAAUAAAAAAUUAAAAAUCGUGUUUGCUUACA
Symphalangus syndactylus (siamang) is the source of this 2729-nucleotide messenger RNA. It is a transcript of the gene RPP40, whose product is annotated as ribonuclease P/MRP subunit p40. Gene Ontology annotation, biological process: endonucleolytic cleavage in ITS1 to separate SSU-rRNA from 5.8S rRNA and LSU-rRNA from tricistronic rRNA transcript (SSU-rRNA, 5.8S rRNA, LSU-rRNA); tRNA 5'-leader removal. Gene Ontology annotation, molecular function: ribonuclease MRP activity; ribonuclease P activity. Gene Ontology annotation, cellular component: ribonuclease MRP complex; multimeric ribonuclease P complex. The record is from RefSeq and is a predicted model, not a curated record. Lineage: Eukaryota; Metazoa; Chordata; Mammalia; Primates; Hylobatidae.